UUUUGUAUACCUAUGAGCAAAUUUAUUUGCAUAUAAAAAUACAGUUUCAACUCAAGGUCUUCAACCUUCUUUAUGGCACCUCAUUGUUCUAAAACAAUGCUAAAAAAAUAACUGUUAAAACAAAAUUUUCAAACGUCACUAAACUGUCACUUUUGAUAUAACCAAAUUUUGUAAAAAAAACCCUAAAAAUUGCAAAAUGAGUGCUCCUUUCUAUAGUUUCGAUCCGUGCGUGUGCUCAGGCGCGCCGUGCGGUGCGUGCUACCCGUACUCGACAAAACCGUGCGUGCAUUCACGGAACGAUCUCCGGCCGUGCUCCGUGUGCCCGGGUGGCGGGUGCUCGCCGUGCCCGGCGCCCGUGCGGCCUUGUCCGGCGCCGUGCCCGCCGUGUCCUGUACUGCCGUGUUUGCCAGAAUGCCCGCCGUGUGACAAGGUGUACCCGCCUGUUCCUGUGCCGCCCAACAUCUGCCCGUCCGUUGCCAUCCCCUGCUGCCGACCCAACCGCUGCAAGCCGUGCCCUUGCUACUGCUGCCAGGGGCCCGGCUGCUGCAUACCGAAACGCUGCAGCUACCCUGGCGCGCCCGUCUGUUGCGGCUGCAAAGGACCAUGCAUGCCAAUCUGGUAGGAGGCAAUCUGUUUUUUCUCAAUCACAUUGUGAAGAUUUUGUGGGAAAAAUUGCUCCUGCUAUGGUAGUCAGGACCGUCUGUGGAGGAGUCCGUAUCUAAAGUAUUUUUAUAUUGUAAAGUAUUUUUGAUAAAAAAGUGUUGUAAAGAAACUGUGACGUGAUUUUAAUAAGAGUAAAAUGUUUCCCUAA
Molecule: messenger RNA, 811 nt
Organism: Cydia pomonella (codling moth)
Lineage: Eukaryota; Metazoa; Arthropoda; Insecta; Lepidoptera; Tortricidae
Product: small proline-rich protein 2B-like
Exons: 2
Coding region: 197-622 (141 amino acids)
Source: RefSeq, a predicted model, not a curated record